GUCACCGACCUGUCACCUGUGUGUGUUUAUGUGUUUACUUUGUGAAUGGCAGGUUCUCUAGCUUUUUUCUUCGUCGUAUGAGAAAGCGAAUAUUACCACUAGGAGUAUUUAAAAGCUAAUAUUAUACCCCUUCUUUUAUAAUUCCUAUACUAAUAAUUGGGGGCCUGGCAUAUCUCAAAAAUCAUUAACAACAUUGAUUUACUUGGGGAAAAAAUGAAUCUCAAUUGAAGAGGAUGUGAUUGCAUCAAACUAAGAAGAACUUUCUGUUAAGCAAUAAGUAAUCAUUGAAGAGAGGGAGGCAAAGCUUCCUGUAGGUGUAAUGCUGCAGAUAAAGGAGUCACAAGAACAGGUGGAGGAAAAUGAGCUACACGAAGAGGUGGAAGUUAAAAUGGAACCACAAUGCAAAAUGGAGGUUGUGGAGCAACAACAAGGACCAGAAGAAGAGGAGGCGGAGGAGGAGGUGAAGAGGCCUGUUGCUGUGUAUCUUCCAGUUAAAGUGGAACUGGAAGAAGAUGAAGAGGAAGAAGCAGAGGAGAAUGACGAGGACUCUUUUAUGCCAUAUGAGGAAGAUGCCUCCCAUCUGGAAUGGAGCUCAACUUCCGCAGUUAUGAUGACACGUAUAUGUAUAAUUGAUAUGGGUUGGAUGUAUUGUAAAUUGAUUUCACAGAGUUUGAACUUUGUGUUUAUAAAAACUGAGAAACAAAAGGCCUUCCGGAAACCGGGAUACUUGAGAUUACACACGAAGAAACACGAUAACGAAACACCCGUCGAAUGCAGUGUGUGCCAGAAGAUCUUCCGAAAACCGCACGUGCUAGUCAAGCACAUGCGGGUCCACACGGGCGAAAAACCUGUCGAAUGCGACGUGUGCGGGAGGAACUUCGGAGAAAAGCGUUUCCUCGUUAGUCACAUGCGGACACACACUGGCGAUAAACCCUACGAAUGCAGAAUCUGCAGAGAGAAAUUCGCAGAUCGAGGUACUUUGGUGAGACACGUUAGAACCCACACCGGGGAGAAACCCUUCGAGUGCCCCACGUGCGGGAAGACCUUCGCUCAGAAGACGACACUCGACCACCACAUUCGGACCCACACGGGCGAAAAACCCUUCGAGUGCUCCGUCUGCCGGAAGAGGUUCACGAAAAGCGAAAACAUGAACAGUCACAUGCGCAUCCACACGGGCGAAAGACCCUUCGAGUGUUCGAGCUGUCAGCGCACGUUCACGAAGCGGGAGUACAUGGUUAGCCACAUGAAGGUGCACACGGGCGUCAAACCGUACGAAUGUUCCGUGUGCAGACAGACGUUCGCGCGGAAGGAAAAUUUGAACGGCCACAUGCGAAUCCACGACGGCUACAAGCCCUACGCGUGCUCCGUGUGCGGGAAGCGUUUCACGGAGCGGGGAACUGUAACGGUGCAUAUGAGGACCCACACGGGCGAAAAACCCUUCGAGUGUACUGUUUGCUCGAAGAGGUUUUCCCAGAGGGGAAAUCUGGGUUCACACAUGCAAACACACGCUCGCGACCAAUCGAAACGGCAGAAGAUCGCGAAGAAAAUAGUCAACCAAAAACCUUCGGACUCUCCUUCCAAU
Molecule: messenger RNA, 1582 nt
Organism: Gryllus bimaculatus (two-spotted cricket)
Lineage: Eukaryota; Metazoa; Arthropoda; Insecta; Orthoptera; Gryllidae
Source: the annotation of a GenBank genome assembly